This is a messenger RNA of Penicillium verrucosum, 1596 nucleotides long. RefSeq lists its product as uncharacterized. The transcript is spliced from 2 exons. The record is from RefSeq and is a predicted model, not a curated record. NCBI's taxonomy places the organism in Eukaryota, Fungi, Ascomycota, Eurotiomycetes, Eurotiales, Aspergillaceae. Bases 1 to 1596 code for a protein of 531 amino acids.
AUGAAACGCGAAGCACUGUCUGAUUUACGUGGCUGCAGUGAUGGUGAUGAGCGACCAGCAAAAGCGCCUCGGCGAGAAAGCCUGAGCUCAAAACUAGAGCUCUUAAAGAGAGAUCGCGAUCACCAUCACGAUCACACCAACGCACAGCAACCGAUCUCUCCAUUUUCGCCUGACUGUGAUAUCAAGCAUCCUGAUCCCCUCGAACACCGAACAACCACUCUAACGUCCGUCACAAAUGCAACCGGCGAGCGUACGGACGGUAUAUACCAGUGGAUCCCUGCACCAUCGGAGAUUGACGCGUUUGAGGUGAUGAGCCAACCCGCGUCGAAACGAUCCCGAUCGCGUUCGAUCUCAACGGAUCGGGGGCGUACUCUGUCGGUCUCGUCGGACAAUAGCGAGAGCAGCUCGGCUCGGGACACCAAGUCAUAUGCAUACCGGGCCGUGAAUUAUGUCACCAUUCUGGAGACCAAAGGAUGCUUCAUGCGACAGUCCUCUGCCGGCCCGAUGCCCGAGGAUAUUGCGCUCUGCGAGCGUCUUCUCAGUCAGCCAAUCCAACCUCCUAACGGCACACUGCUUGAAGACGAGUAUGUCACAGGUUUUCAUGAUGCGUUGCAGAAUCGAUCCGAAGCGCGUCUCUUGGUGGAUCUACAUCCUCUCAUUAUGCCCUCCGCAGAGAAUCAAUACAUUCAGGGGAACCAAUCUUUGAAGGAUGUGAUUGAUGGGUACAAUGACCCUUGGCUAAAGACCGAGCCGAUCUAUGGUCCAAAACCGCAGCCUGAUCACGCGCGAGGCUUGAAAUGGUCAACCUUUUCCGAGAGUCAGCGGCGCAAACUCGGGAUCAAGCCUGACGAGAAAUCACCCUACACGGUACGAGAGGACAUGUACUUUCCAUACUUGACCGCAGAAAUCAAAUGUGGGAACCAGGCGCUGGAUUUUGCCGACCGGCAGAACAUGCAUAGCAUGUGCAUUGCUCUGCGGGCUGUGGUUUCUCUAUGUCAAGCGGUAGGCUGCACAGAAGAGGUGCACCGGCGGAUUUUGGGCUUUUCGAUAUCGCAUGACCUCGGAGGCCUUCGAAUAUAUGGCUACUAUCCCGAGAUUGACGAUGGCAAGGUGUCAUUCUACCGCUGGCCUGUUGCGCAACCCAACAUCUGGGCCAAAGAGACUCGGUGGACAUGUUAUCAAUUUGUGGAGAAUUUGGACCGUGAAUUUCUGCCUAUUCAUACCCACCGAUUGAUGCGGAUACUGGAAGAAGUCCCGGACCCAGACGAAGAUGGUUUCGGUGUCGACGUCGACGAACCUGACUCUCUGGUGUCCAUGGUCGGAUCGCAGGAACGCCCGGGGUAUCGCAGAGCAGCAUCGUCGCAGAGUCGAGGCCUUCAACCAGAGCUACGUAUGAUGAUACAAACAUUACAACAACAAUUGACAGAACAGAAGGAACGAGAAGAGAAGCGAGAGGCGGAACAGAAGGAAAGAGAAGAGAAACUUCUCGCUCAACUAGAACAGCAAAAGCUACGUGAAGAGAAGCGAGAGGUGGAACAGAAGGAACUGCAAGGCAAGCUUCUUACUAUUUUAGGACAGAAAGAUAAGUCGAAAUGA